Molecule: messenger RNA, 765 nt
Organism: Trypanosoma brucei brucei TREU927
Lineage: Eukaryota; Euglenozoa; Kinetoplastea; Trypanosomatida; Trypanosomatidae
Product: transporter, putative
Exons: 1
Coding region: 1-765 (254 amino acids)
Cellular component (GO): membrane
Molecular function (GO): transporter activity
Source: RefSeq, a predicted model, not a curated record
AUGUACUGCUUUGUAAUCGGCGGCCUCUCGGUAUGGUCAAUACCUUUUCUAGUUGAUGGGCCGAUGGAGCUUACCAACAUGACGGCAUCAAUGAUCAUGGGCGGUACCACAGCACUUACCGGUAUCAUUGGAUCCAUCGUCGGAGGCGUUGUAGUGGACAAACUUGGAGGGAGCCUUGGCUCUUCAGGCACUAUGAAGUGUCAGCUUUUUUGCGUCGUCAUGAUUGCCGUCAGCGUCCCCGUAGGACUUGCUGCAUUGUUCAUGGAAGUUACUUGGCUGUUUACAUCGCUUCUGGUGGUUUCGGUGUUUACUCUCUUUGCAGUCACAGCACCCAUUAACUCAGCAAUACUAACAGUGGUCCCAUGGGAUCAAAGGGCAUAUGCCGUGAGUUACUCCGUUCUUCUUAUUCACUUGCUAGGCGAUUUCCCGUCACCAACACUUGCUGGUUAUCUCUCUGACAAUGCCUUCUCGAGAGGAUGUCCGGCGCAUGGUAAUAACACCCAGUGCAGAAACGACAUUGACAAUUUAUGCAAGUGGAUAAACAAAACGGGUAAUAGCACGGAUGGACACUGCGUCAGCAAGUAUCAGCUACGUAAUGCUCUUCUUGUGAUAUUCGCAUUCCUUGGUCUUGCAAUUCCGUGCUGGCUUGCCGUCUACUGCAUAAUGUUGCGUGAGGCGAGUGCACCUCACUCCAAUGCGGACAGCGAAGGUAGCGAAACGGGGGGAAACAAAAAAACUGAGGAGGCUGAAAAGGCUAAUUCGUAG